UCCACAGCGUUUGUUCAAAAUUUUCUAGGAAACGGCAUUGUGAAAAAGUACGUUUACUCGUUAUUUGACAGAAACAACAAAUUGACGGGAUUACUGUAAACCUGAUUAUUUCAGAAGCAAAAUUUCGGGACUCUCCCUCAAAAUAUCGACCGUCUAUAAUCUUUUUUAUUUCGAUUUUGCGAGCAUUCUUGUACAGAAUCUGUUUAUUUGGAUCAAAUAAAUAAAUACCCUUUCGGGCAUAUUAAUAAUGGCGACUGAGAUUGAUGGAAGCUCAGAAUUACCAGAUGCAAGCGUGCGGAACAUAGUCGAACAAGAUCGGCUAAAAUGGAUUUUUGUGGGAGGCAAAGGCGGCGUGGGAAAGACCACGUGCAGUUCAAUGCUGGGAAUUCAGCUUGCCCGAGUGCGCACCUCAGUCUUAAUUAUUUCAACAGAUCCUGCUCAUAAUUUGAGCGAUUCAUUCCAGCAGAAAUUUACCAAAACGCCCACUUUAGUGAAUGGAUUCUCGAACUUAUUUGCCAUGGAGGUGGAUCCUAAUGUGGAUAGUGAUGAAUUAGCAAAUUUUGAAGGAAUGGGCAAUUUUGUGACAGAGUUGGCAAAUGCAAUUCCUGGCAUAGAUGAGGCAAUGAGCUUUGCUGAGAUGCUGAAGUUGGUACAAACAAUGGAUUAUUCGGUUAUAGUGUUCGAUACUGCUCCAACUGGCCAUACAUUACGAUUGCUACAAUUUCCUUCCACUUUAGAGAAAGGGCUAGGCAAAAUGAUGGCACUUAAGAACAAAUUUGGAGGUCUAAUAAGCCAGGUAUCUGGACUUUUUGGUGUAGAUGAUGAGUUUGGAGAAGAUGCUUUAAUGGGAAAACUUGAAGGCAUGAAAGAUGUGAUAGAGCAAGUCAACAAGCAGUUUCGAGACCCAGAUUUAACGACAUUUGUUUGUGUUUGCAUCCCUGAGUUCCUUUCCCUUUACGAGACAGAGAGAUUAGUACAAGAACUUGCAAAGUUCGAGAUUGACACACAUAAUAUAAUUAUCAAUCAGAUUCUUUAUAAUGAAGAAGGUGUAGAAUCGAGGCUACUCAAAGCACGUAUGCGUAUGCAACAGAAGUACCUCGACCAGUAUUUAAUGUUAUAUGAAGAUUUCCACAUCACUUUACUACCAUUGUUACAUGAAGAGGUCUGUGGAGUGGAAGCCUUGGAGCAUUUUUCAAUUAAUCUUCUUACUCCAUACAAAUCGUUAUCAGAUAAUGCGAAUCCAGCAGAAAGUCUAGAGGAGUUGGAACAAAGAGUAUCCAAUUUGCGACUUCAAUUAAAGGAAGCUGAGAGCAAGCUAGACAAACUGAGAAAAGGGAAACAAAAAAUUUAACAAGUCUUAAUUUCCUAGUGUUUUAAUGUAUUUCAUAGUUUAUUUCAGCUAAAUUCUUAGGGUUUAUCAUCUGUAGAAGCAAAACCUGGGCAAAUCACUAGGGUUUAUAGUGAGAGUUGGUCCCCAAUUCUUACAAUAUUUCUCCACCAAGUCCAGCAGCCCUACUCUUAGUUUGUAAUGACAUUUGUUGAUUAGUGUUUUUCAGCAGCAUCAUUUGCCUCAAUAUUCUGGGAUUAAGAUUUGUUGUGAUUAUCUCAAUAUCUGUUCAAUCCUUGCAUCUAUUUCAUGGGGAAUCAUUCAGUUGAGCAUAAAUGCUAAGGGAAGGAAUCUGCAAGUCAAUGAGACAUGGGGAUAAUUUGUGUGUGUUAGAGAGCAUCGUUCAUACUCCAUAUUGAGCAUCAUAAUGUGUCAUAAAUUUUUGCCUGUUGCGUUUAUGUUCAAGCAACUAAAUUUUGUAAAAUUAUUUAGUUAGCAGAAGGAUUCUAAUUUAUGUUUUCGAAGCCUCGUUUCCAGAGUUGUAACUGAAGUUGUUAUUGGUUCAAUUUAUGAACAAAAUGGAGAUUGUCUCAUUUGUAA
This is a messenger RNA of Cryptomeria japonica (Japanese cedar), 1927 nucleotides long. Its product is annotated as ATPase GET3A. Bases 248 to 1351 code for a protein of 367 amino acids. Gene Ontology annotation, biological process: post-translational protein targeting to endoplasmic reticulum membrane. The record is from RefSeq and is a predicted model, not a curated record. Gene Ontology annotation, molecular function: ATP hydrolysis activity; ATP binding. Gene Ontology annotation, cellular component: GET complex. NCBI's taxonomy places the organism in Eukaryota, Viridiplantae, Streptophyta, Pinopsida, Cupressales, Cupressaceae. The transcript is spliced from 7 exons.